AGCCUUACUUCGACUUCAUGAAUCCAAUGACUUUGCUGACACAGCCACUUUCUUAUGCACUAGCACUCCUCUGAACCUCAUCAUUACUUUUAUUCAAUGAUUCAAAGUCGGUCCAUUGAUGUAGCUGAGAGUCCAUGAUCAAAAAAUGUUGAUGUAGUCUCGCCAACCCACUGGCCUCUUUGAAAGUCACCCCAGAUGGACUGAGCAUCCAGAAUUCCAACAUCGAGUUGCCAUCGCAAGCUCAAGAUGCGCUUAAUCAAAGCUUCAUCCAUACAUAGCAACAACCUGCAACUCGUCGACUUCAACCCCGAUCAGCUUCCCCGGUACGCCAUUCUCUCGCACACCUGGGGCGACAACGAAGUCAUCUACGUCGAUAUUAGAAACGAAAAUGCCGCCACUAAGCCCGCUUUCCAAAAGGUCCGCUAUAGCUGCAUCCAAACCCUGGCAGACGGCCUCGAAUACGUCUGGAUCGACUCAUGCUGCAUCGACAAGAGCAGCAGCGCAGAGCUUUCCGAGGCCAUUAACUCCAUGUACGAGUGGUACAUGAAGUCAGAAGUCUGCUACACUUACCUCUCAGGCGUUCCCGCCACCGUAGACCCAGUCAAGACGGAUGGCGCGUUUGCCUCGUGCCGGUGGUUCACGCGCGGCUGGACGCUCCAGGAACUCCUCGCCCCGGCCGAGAUGGUCUUCUUCUCCGAAGACUGGGUGAAAGUCGGCGAGAAGACGACGCUGAGCAAGCCACUCUCCGUCAUCACGGGCAUAGACGAAGACAUCCUCACCGGCCUCAGACCCCUCGAGUCAGCGAGCCUCGCCAAACGCAUGUCCUGGGCCGCGCACCGGCAGACGACGAGGCCAGAGGAUGUCGCCUACUGCCUGAUGGGCCUCUUUGGCGUCAACAUGCCCAUGCUCUACGGCGAAGGCGAUCGCGCCUUCCUCCGCCUCCAAGAGGAGAUCAUGAAGCAGUCCGACGACCAGUCCCUCUUUGCCUGGGUCGACCUCAGCGCCUCGACCGAGACCUACCACGGCCUGCUGGCCAAAUCGCCCGUCAACUUCGCCUACUCCAAUUCCAUCAUGCCCUACCAGGACUGGGAGCCGCGGCCGCCGUACUUCAUGAGCAACCGCGGCCUGCGCAUCGAUUUACCCCUGACGCUGCGCGACCAAGACAUCUUCGUCGCCGCGCUCGACUGUCCCGCGCCGCCAGAUUACGAGGAUUCAACUUUCCUCGCAAUCUACCUCAGAAAGAUUUCUAGCGGCGGGGACCAGCAAUUCGCCCGCGUGCAGGUGAACCAGUUCGCCAAAGUCCAGGAGCGUGGGAAUAAGCAGACGCUCUACGUACGGCAGACGUUCAACGGCGUUGCGGACGCGGAGGGCGUGUUCCCGCAGCACAUUGUCCAACUCCGAAGGGGUCCGCCGCGGGACCAGUACUCGGUACUGAAUCUCGUGCACUCCAAGGAGGCCGAUAGAGGGGACCGGCCUGCGGCGUGCACGUCGAGCAGGGGCUCCGGAAGGGACUUGAUACAUACGGCGACGGGGAAGACGAUUGCCUUUCGCAUCCCGAAGGCGGCGGGCCAGCUCGCCGGGGCCAUCACAUUCGCGCGGACGGACGGGUCCCGGCUGCUCGUCAUGUUCGGAUCCACGGACGGCAUCCGAGCCGGGUUCCACGCCCGCGAGCUACCGCCUCGUUUCCCGGGCAUGAGUCAGAACCAGAACCAGGCAAAGACGAAGAGCUCAUCGAACGCAAAAGAAAACCAGCAACAAGAACCGCCAGAAGUCACAUUUUCAUUCGACGACUUGCAACAGAUGUUCCGGCCGACGCCAGCGGGCGUCGACGUCGAGCUGGAGCGGUUCCGGGUGCGCGUGGACGUGGAGACGGUGAUUGCAAACGCGAGCAAGUACCUCAUGGCCGACGUGCUCAUCGAGCCCGUCAAUCGGCCGUGGGACCCGUUUGAGCCGCUGGAUGCGGCUCUCGGGUGGUACGAGGGGGCGACGGGGCGGCAGAAUCGAGGGCAGGCUGCCGCUGCUCAAGCGGCGACGGCGCAAGUUGCGGCCACUAAUAGUACUAGUGGGAAAACAAAAAGAGCUUCUUCCGGGUGGAGGAGGUUGAUCUCGUGAGAUAUGUCUGGCCUCGAUGAGAUUGCACUUUGCGAUGAGCUAGCAGGGCAUAAGAAGACCUGGAUACCUACUUAUACGAGGAAGGGAAAAGGGGCACAUGAAUCAAGAGAAAUACCAUGUCGGUAAAGAGAGU
Messenger RNA from Colletotrichum acutatum, 2245 nucleotides. Its product is annotated as heterokaryon incompatibility protein-domain-containing protein. The transcript has a single exon. The record is from RefSeq and is a predicted model, not a curated record. The coding region runs from base 247 to 2112 and encodes 621 amino acids. Lineage: Eukaryota; Fungi; Ascomycota; Sordariomycetes; Glomerellales; Glomerellaceae.